AUGAAUGUUGAUACUCAAGAAGUGAACAUUAUCAUGGACAAAAACAACACAGAGGUACAUGAUGAUAUUGUUGGCAGUGGAAACAUUGUUGAGCAACCGACAGAAAAUGUAGAGGUUGAAAUGCUUACAGAGAAAACAAAGCACACAGAGAAACCUUUGGACAGUGGAAUGAAUACUGCUGAACCUAUUUGCCCAAAUAGUUCUUUUGUUGAUGUUGUUCCUUCUCUGGUGUCUUUUGAUGAUAAUAAAAUGCUUAUGUCUCCCUUCAUGGUCACUAAAGUCAAGCAGGUUAUCUUUUCUAUGGGGCCGGAUAAGGCUCCUGGUCCAAAUGGGUAUACGACCCUCUUUUUCCAAAAAAGUUGGGAUUUUUUAGGUAAUGAUAUUGUGUCUACUCUUGAGGAGUCCAGGAGAAAUCGGUCUAUUCUUAAAGAAAUGAAUACUACUUUGAUAGCUAUUAUUUCAAAAGUAGAUAACCCUGCAUCCUUUGUAGAUUUCUGGCCAAUUUCUCUUUGCAAUACUUUGUACAAAAUUUUUACUAAGGCAAUUUCUAUUCGUUUGGCUAAGAUCAUUAUAGCUGAACAAGGGGGCUUUGUUCCAGGUAAAGAGACAUUGAAUGGGGAAAUUUCUUCCCAUGAGGUCCUUUAUUCUAUUGUAUCACAGAAACUUCUAGCUAUGAUGCUCAAGUUGGACAUGAUGAAAGCAUAUGAUAGGGUUGAUUGGGGGUCUUUGUGUGCAAUUUUAGCAUAA
This is a messenger RNA of Cryptomeria japonica (Japanese cedar), 747 nucleotides long. RefSeq lists its product as uncharacterized. Lineage: Eukaryota; Viridiplantae; Streptophyta; Pinopsida; Cupressales; Cupressaceae. The record is from RefSeq and is a predicted model, not a curated record. The coding region runs from base 1 to 747 and encodes 248 amino acids. The transcript has 2 exons.